AUGAAGACUACUUUGGUUACUCUCCUUUCCGCCGCUUCGACGGUUAUGGGCCAUGGAAUCGUUCAAGAAUUCCUCAUCGGCGGCCAGCGAUACACUGGUUCCUUGCCAUUCCAGGAUCAAUACAAGAACCCAGCACCAGAACGCAUCACCCAAGCCUUCUGGGAAAACGGCAAUUCCUUCAUCGACGACGUCACGAGCGCCGAAAUUGCCUGCAACAAAGGGGCCAAAGCCGCCAAGCUUGUUGCUCCAGCCCCAGCUGGCAGUGAAAUUACUUUCUUUUGGACCGAAUGGCCAGAUUCGCACAAGGGACCUGUCAUCACUUACCUUGCUGACUGUGGAGGUGACUGUACUACCGCAGUCGGUUCUGAGUUGAACUGGUUCAAAAUCGAUGAAGCCGGUCUCCUUGCUGAUGGAACAUGGGCCGCCGAUGCCGUUAUCAAAAACAAUAACUCUUAUACUCUCACUCUCCCAAAGAAGAUUAAGAACGGACAGUAUCUCUUGCGUCACGAGAUCAUUGCUCUUCACGCUGCUCAUGAGCAGAAAGGUGCUCAAUUCUAUCCUUCUUGUACCAACAUUGAGAUCACCGGCGCCACUGGUGAAAAUACUCCAGAUACUGUUAAGAUUCCUGGUGCAUACUCCGCUAGCGAUCCUGGCAUCUUCAUCAACAUCUACUACCCAAAGGUUGAGAGCUAUGUCAUCCCUGGCCCACCUGUUUACACUGAGGAUGGUACAUCGUCCCCAAAUCCUCAGGUUCCAUCAAGCUCCACACCAGCCGACACUAGCUCCUUCCCUACUCUUGUCCCUACUGCGACUGAUGGAGUUUUCCCAACUGGAGACUUCCCAGCUGGUACCGCUGGUGUCGAAGAAACCCCAGUUGUUACCGAUUCCCCAGUGCCAAAUCCAACUGGUGGCUACGAAGCUCCUACCGAGACUGAGACCGAUGAGGAGGAUGAGCCAGAAGAAACCGCCUUUACUACAACCCUUGUCACCACCAUCGGCGGCCAAUCCGUCACAUUGACUGCAACCUAUACCACUACCCCCCCUCCGUGCUACGAGCAGGACGAUGAGGAAGUUGGAGUCAAGACCCUUGCACCAGUCCCAACCGUUGACCCAGUUGCCGCUUGCUCUGACAAGACUGUUACCGUCUCCGUUACUACCAAGGAGGUGUCGACUAGCAUUGUCACUAGCAUUGCUACCAGCGUUGUCACCAGCCUCUAUACUACCGUUGUCGAGAAGACCGUCACCGUUGUCCAGGGAGGAAAUGUUCCAGCUCAGACAACCGUUGCUCCCAAUCCUGUCACCUCAGGCACUCCAGACUAUCCUAAGCCGUCGACCUUCCCAUUGGGGCCUGGUUUUACCACCAUUGAAGCUCCAACUGUCCCCACCAGCGUUGCCACUGCUGAGGACCCAUCCGGUACCGGCACUCCGUUGAGCGGCUACGAAUCCGCACUCACCCGUCGUGAUUGCGAUGAUGCCUUCAUCAGAUGCCAACGCAGCUUUGUUGGAUGCAUGAAGCGUGCUAAGCGCAGCGGCAUGCAGACUCGAAGCUGUGAGAAGUUCAAGCGCGAUGUUUGCAUCCAAGGAUUCAAUGGGUGCAGUGCCAGGGUUUAA
Messenger RNA from Orbilia oligospora ATCC 24927, 1611 nucleotides. RefSeq lists its product as uncharacterized. Bases 1 to 1611 code for a protein of 536 amino acids. The record is from RefSeq and is a predicted model, not a curated record. The transcript has a single exon. Lineage: Eukaryota; Fungi; Ascomycota; Orbiliomycetes; Orbiliales; Orbiliaceae.